This is a messenger RNA of Exophiala oligosperma, 2805 nucleotides long. RefSeq lists its product as uncharacterized. Gene Ontology annotation, cellular component: mitochondrion; cytosol. Gene Ontology annotation, biological process: glucose 6-phosphate metabolic process; intracellular glucose homeostasis; glycolytic process. The record is from RefSeq and is a predicted model, not a curated record. Lineage: Eukaryota; Fungi; Ascomycota; Eurotiomycetes; Chaetothyriales; Herpotrichiellaceae. Bases 291 to 2057 code for a protein of 588 amino acids. Gene Ontology annotation, molecular function: fructokinase activity; mannokinase activity; ATP binding. The transcript has 2 exons.
GGGUGACAUCUGCCUGGACCAUGAAACAUUGAACAUUGAUCUUCAGCUAUCUGAGUCACGCUGCCUUUGCGACACCUGAGUCUCGCAAUACAAAAAACUGCCAUUGAAGAUUACACAAAGAACCAAAUCUCUGGGCCUUCUUACUCUCCGAAACUCGCCCAGUGUUUCAGCGACUCUCCCCAUUCGCACCCGGCGCCCAAUGCUGGAUGCCUUGCACGUGAACAGCCUUCCCGACUUUCACACCACUCAAGUCCUGGCCUCCUCACGCGCUUCUCAUAUAUCACGACACCAUGUCUGAACGGGCUUCAGCGCCAUCGGCCAGUAAUGGCAGCCCGCCGCCAGACGACGUGGAAGCUGAGCUCGAGUCUUUUGUCCAGCCGCUGCUUAUCGAUGAUACCGUGGUCCAUAACCUGGCCUAUCAGUUCUCAAAAGUCUACCAUGAACUUGCACUCCAUUCUGAAGAACAGUUUCUCCCGACGCCGGUGACUGAGCUACCUUCGGGCCAUGAGACAGGUCAAUUCCUCGCCAUCGAUGUCGGCGGCACCAAUUUGCGUGUUGCUUUCAUCGAACUACUGGGGGAUGCUGAUGACCUCGCAUCGUCCGCUCAAGGCCAGGACAAGUCACGUGAGACCAUCAGAAAUGCCCAGCGACCGCGUGUACGACGGACCUUGGAGAAGGCCUGGCCUAUUGGCGAACAUCUGAAAAUGGACAAAACUGAUGACCUUUUUGCCUGGAUUGGUGAUUGUAUCGCGGAAGUCGUAUGGGACCGACUUAGUUCGGAUACUGGCAAGGUAGAAGUCCCGGAGGAACUCCCAAUGGGCAUUACUUUCAGCUUUCCCAUGAUGCAAGAGAAGCUCGACUCAGCGACGCUGAUGCCCAUGGGCAAAGGCUUCACGAUAACUUCCGACCUUGAUCUGGGUUCCACCUUGCUGCAAGGCUACGCUCGACAUACCAGACAGCAACAAAGCAACGACUCAUCCCCACGCGCAAAGAGAAGGAAACUUGGCCCACUCCCCCGACUAAAGAUUGCUGCCAUCACCAAUGACACUAUCGCCACUCUUGCAUCAUUAGCAUACAGUGUCAAGUCGCUGCCAAAUUCUAGAGUUGUUGCCGGCAUCAUUGUCGGAACUGGCUGCAACGCCACGGUGCCCAUGAAAUUCUCAAGCUUGGGCGAGGCCAAAGCUACCUCGAUUCGCAAGAACAAGCCAGAAGCAACAGAGACUGUUGUCAAUACUGAAAUCACAAUCGCUGGUGCCUGUGGACCACUACAAUCCAUCACCACCGAUUGGGAUCGUGAAUUGGAUGCGGCAUGUGCACGACCGGGUUUCCAACCUCUGGAGUACAUGACAGGAGGUAGGUAUAUAGGAGAGCUGGUGCGCAUCAUAUUCCACGAUUACAUGACCAGAGCACAUAAGCCGCCAGUUCCAUCAACCUCACUUCCCGCUACUAUCGUCCAUCCAUACAGCUUCACCACGACCUUCGUCAGCGCGGUAGUUGCACGGUCAAGGACCAAUGCAGAACUGGCAGGAGAAUUGAAGCGUCGAAUGCCACCGCCAGAAUCGUCCAACUGGGGCUGGACGCCACACUCAGCGGGAGCCUUGCGCAGAAUAGCGCAUCUUGUUCAAGUUCGUUCCGCGGGGCUCAUCGCCGCUACGACUGUCGGCCUCCUUGCUACCGUCGGCGAGAUUGCAUUGUCCGAGCCAGGCAGCCCUGCCUCACUUCCAGACGCGGUCUUCACAUCAGACAGCAAGCCUUCGUCCCCAAAGAACAGCCAUCUGGCGCUACCUUCACAUGAUGUGCGUGAUGGGCUCUCGCCAGCCCCAGGCGCCACGGCUUGGAAGUCAGGACCGGAAGAGCUUGUUAUUGCGUAUACUGGAGGGAUCAUUCAGCAUUAUCCUAACUUUAAAGAACAAUGUCAGCGGUUCAUCGACCGACUUGUGAUGCGAGCAGGACCGCAAGACGGUGGCAAGAGUGUCUUCUUGCGGGAGGCUCGCGACGGUGGCAUUAUUGGCGCCGGGGUUUUGGCAGGGCAACAGGCCUCCUUGUCGCCGCGUUAAUCCCUCUAGUCGGUGGCGCAAUCAUUGCAGUACGAAAAGCCCGAAUCGAAUUGCGUAUCAGCUCCGCUCCCCCAGUUACCUCGCUAAGAACUGCAGACUGGUAAGGGCAAGAGACGGUGACGACAAAAAAUUAAUCUUAUUUGGGAAGCUACAGCAAUUUUUUUCUGGAAGAACUCCGGCGCGCACCGACAGGAUAUGGGUGAUUAUUGGACAAAGGUAUUUGCAGGUUGGAUGGUAUCAUUUCGGGAGAUAGAUGUCGUCGUUUACCAGUCUGAUUUGUGGUGUGAGGAAUCAGAUGCCAGGGACAUCUGGCUAGUUUGACACGCAGACACCAAAGCAGCAAACUGGCCGUGUGGCUUGAGGAAUUCCAUAUUAUCGAGGGCUUACGGGCGCCGGAGCGUUGAAAGCGUGCUGCUAAAUAAAAAGCGAAACAGGAGUGCUUGAAGGAAUGGCUCACCAGACUGGGGGCUAUAUGUGAGCGUGGUUGUAAGCGAGGCGAAGUACGGAGUACGGAGUUGCGGGAUCACAAUACUGAGUUCCAGGCUAAGAAGAGGCGCCUAUUUGUUUGAAAGCGGGGGAAACUGUAACAAGGGCUCGCCUGGCUCUUCUCCAGGUUGCAGCAGAAUGUACUCACGCAAAGUCAUUUUCAGACGCAGAAGAUUACCAUGUGCGGUCAUACAGAUAAUCGACAGGAGAAAGGAUGUACGUAGGUGCCUUGUAAAGACCAUACUCUGUUGUACGAAUGAAU